Corvus hawaiiensis (hawaiian crow) is the source of this 1202-nucleotide messenger RNA. RefSeq names its product nucleoredoxin-like protein 1. Gene Ontology annotation, biological process: photoreceptor cell maintenance. Lineage: Eukaryota; Metazoa; Chordata; Aves; Passeriformes; Corvidae. Gene Ontology annotation, cellular component: mitochondrion. The record is from RefSeq and is a predicted model, not a curated record.
UUCCCAAUCGCCCCUUUUCCCCCAAUCCCCCAUUCCCACCGGCCCGGUUUUCCCGGUUUUCCCAGGGAGCUGGCGCAGCGCUUCGCCGUGUCCGAGCUGCCAUCCGUGGUGGUGCUGAAGCCGAGCGGCGCCGUCCUGGUGGGAAACGCCGUGCGGGAAAUCCGGGAGCUGGGAGCCGCCUGCUUCCACAUGCGGGAAGCGGCCGAGCUGCUGGACCGCAACUUCUGCCCGGCCGAGGAUUCCGAUGGAUCCGCGGCCCGGAGCCUCACGGAGCCGCUGCGGCGCCUCAAGUACCGCGUGUGGUCCCGGGAUGAUGAGGAGGAGGAGGAAAAGGAAGAGGAGGAAAAGGAAGAGGAAAAGGAAGAGGAAGAGGAGGAAAAGGAAGAGGAGUAGCGGAUUCUGGGAUGGAUCCAACAGGAAAUCCACCCAAAAUCCCAGUGAUUUUCCCAAAAAUAAAGGAAAAGGAAGAGGAAGAGGAGGAGGAGGAGGAGGGAAGAGGAGGAAGAGGAGGAGGAAGAGGAGGAGCGGAUUCCGGAUGGAUCCAACAGGAAAUCCGUCAAAUUCCCGGUGAUUUUCCCCAAAAUAAAAGAAAAGGAAGAGGAAGAGGAGGAGGAAGAGGAGAAGAGGAGUAGUGGAUUCUGGGAUGGAUCCAACAGGAAAUCCGUCAAAUUCCCGGUGAUUUUCCCAAAAAUAAAAGAAAAGGAGGAGGAGGAAGAAGGAGAGGAGGAAGAGGAGGAAAAGGAAGAGGAGUAGCGGAUUCCAGGAUUGAUCCAACAGGAAAUCCGUCCAAAUCCCGGUGAUUUUCCCAAAAAAAAGGAAGAGGAAGAGGAGGAGGAAGAGGAGUAGCGGAUUCCGGGAUGGAUCCAACAGGAAAUCCGUCCAAAAUCCCGGUGAUUUUCCCAAAAAAAGGAAGAGGAAGAGGAGGAGGAAGAGGAGGAGCGGAUUCCGGGAUGGAUCCAACAGGAAAUCCACCCAAAAUCCCGGUGAUUUUCCCCAAAAAUAAAAGAAAAGGAAGAGGAAGAGGAGGAGGAAGAGGAGUAGCGGAUUCCGGGAUGGAUCCAACAGGAAAUCCGUCCAAAUCCCGGUGAUUUUCCCAAAAAUAAAGAAAAGGAGGAGAAGAGGAGGAGGAGGAGGAGGAAGAGGAGGAGCGGAUUCCAGGAUGGAUCCAACAGGAAAUCCGUCAAAUUCCCGGUGAUUUUCCC